Molecule: messenger RNA, 1810 nt
Organism: Anneissia japonica
Lineage: Eukaryota; Metazoa; Echinodermata; Crinoidea; Comatulida; Comatulidae
Product: pancreatic triacylglycerol lipase-like
Exons: 8
Coding region: 96-1598 (500 amino acids)
Biological process (GO): lipid metabolic process
Molecular function (GO): triacylglycerol lipase activity; protein binding
Source: RefSeq, a predicted model, not a curated record
ACAGAGAAAAUGACAUAUGGUCUCUAACUGAUAUGGAUUCGUAUAUCUAUACAUUCCGCAUGAGACUGUAACAUUCGACGUCUGUAAAAGACACAAUGGGUUAUGUUGUCCUGGUAAUAGUAGCCAUAUGCGGAGCAACCGACUUUGGUAAAGUGUUCGCAUCUGAUGAUAUCGUUUGCUACCCGCAAAUAGGGUGUAUAGACAAUGGACCCCCAUUCUUCGACCCACUACUUCGACCUAUAGGUAAUCUUCCGAGUACUCGCGCCGAAGUCGGCACAGAAUUUCUGUUGAAUACAAGAUCGAAUCCAAUAACUCCUCAGUUUCUGGAUACGAACGAUAUUUCCACCAUAACAUCUUCCACGUUUGAUCCAUUGAAAGAAACGAAGAUUGUCUGUCAUGGCUACACCGAGAGCGCGUAUGCUGCCUGGAUGAUUGAAAUGGUCGCUGAGUUGGUUAACAAUGAUGACUUUAAUAUCAUUAGAAUAAAUUGGCAUAAAGGGGCCACCGCGAUAUAUGGCCAGUCCACUACCAAUACGAGAGUUGUUGCUGCUGAAGCAUCGUAUCUCCUUGAUGUACUGAAGUCUCUCUACGGAUACAGCGCGGACAAAGUACACAUGAUCGGACAUAGCUUAGGGUCGCAUAUUGCCGGUUAUGUAGGGGCAAGUCAGCAGAACCCAAAGCUUAAACGUAUAACGGGGCUUGAUCCUGCUGGGCCUUAUUUCGAGGAUACAGACAUCGUUGUCCGGCUUGAUCCUAGUGAUGCCACGUUUGUUGAUGCUAUCCACACGGACACUGACCCUCUCUAUACAACCGGAAUGGGAAUAUACAUGCCUGUCGCUCAUUUUGAUUAUUACGUUAAUGGCGGGCACGACCAACCUGGAUGCGAUAAAGGUUUUAUAAACCAUAUCGUCGUAGAAGGCGCAAUUUAUCAAGGAGGAGUUCAAUUUGUUGCGUGUGAACACUUUAGAUCAUGUGACCUGUUUACUGAAUCUAUCAACUCGGACUGUUCGUUUUUGUCCCACGACUGCACAAUUUUUGGUCAUAAAGACGACGGGUACGCGAAUUUUAUUGACGGUCAGUGUUUCGGACCGUCGAUAGACACAGCUCCACUGGGCUUUCAUUCAAAUGGCCCUAUUGGUACAAAAGAGAAUAUAAUCUAUUUUCUGCGCACAAGAGAUCAGAUUAAGUAUUGUGGUUAUCCAUUGGAAUUCAACGUAUUUAUUGAUGAUCCUGGAUUUUUAAAAGGAGAUAAAGAAAAAGGAAAUCUGUUCAUAACUUUGAUUGGAAGCCUACAGCAGUCCGAACGGAUUCUUCUAACACCUGAAAGUUUUCUGAUGUAUCCUGGUGAAGACUACACUUUUGUGGCGGUCUCCGAUGUGGUGACAGGUCCGAUCGUUGGUGCUUACUUUGAGUGGGAAUAUGACCCGGAUUGGUACAAGCCCUGGGAUUGGGAUCUUUGGGUAAACCCAGACAUCUACUUGCACAAGAUACUCAUUCAAGACAGUGACGGAACUAGGUACACAAUGUGUGGUGACGAUAAUAAGAUACAAGCAAACAAGGACGUUAAAACGUUAUUUGCUGUCAAAGACUGCAAAUAGAACUUCCAAAGAAUAUGAACGUGUUAACAACACAAGUAAAUGUAGUAAAUUACAUUUCUUACUAGGUUGAACUAAUUAGAUUGGUAUUUAGAAGUCCUCCAUGUGUCUGGCUGUAUGGCCCUGUAAGCUAGGUCAAUCAUUGUUGUAAAAUGUGUUACUUUUUGCGAUUCAGAAUCACUGGAAUUAAAUGUUCUUAUGUCGAGUAAACUGUA